Molecule: messenger RNA, 1962 nt
Organism: Chironomus riparius
Lineage: Eukaryota; Metazoa; Arthropoda; Insecta; Diptera; Chironomidae
Source: the annotation of a GenBank genome assembly
CAACUUUUAGAGCCAGACAUGAUUUUUUCGCGGAUUUCUAAGGGUUAUCAACCCACAUGAACUUUAUGUAAACAACAUUAAACUUGUAAGGAAAUCACUAGAGACACAGUGAUUUAAGCUCAUCUAUCAAUAAUAUAUAUGUCUGGGAUCUUAACACUGUCACUUUCAUUCAGAAUAUUAUAAAAAAUUAAUUUUAAAAAAAUAUCCCUUAAAAACCUUAAAUAUUGAAACCUUUCAGUUGACAUCACCUCUUUUGAAAAUUGAGCAACAAAGAAAUACAAACAAAUUGAAAACACUAAUUUUAUCCUAGAAAAGAACUGUUUUAAGGCUUAAAUUCAAAGCUGGACUCGUUGAUAGCUAGCUCUACUUUAUAAUUAAAUAGGAAAUUAUAGAAAUUGGCUUAAAGUAAGUGCUGUUUUUGUUGAAAAAUUAACUUUAUGAUAUAAGUCACAUGUCUGAAGAAAACGAGAAUCCAGUAUACAGGAAGAUCAAUGUUCCCACGCAAUAUAGACAGGCAGCAAAGAUUUUGCAGCAAGUCUCUGAGGGUAAAUCCCUCAAAGAUUUGGUCUACAACAACAAACAUAUUAGAGUUGGAACAACGAUUGCGAUGCUUAAUAAAAUCCAGGCAAAUGAAAGACAGUUGGAUCAAAUAAUUGGAAAAACUGACAUCUUGCAAAAGAUUCCAAAUAAAUAUCUAGCAACAUAUUUGGUCGCUGAGUUGAUUUUUGGUCGAGGAGAAUUGAGUGGAUUUUCAAAGCCUGUAGAAUGCGUUAGGUCCUAUCAUGAUCAGUUAAAAGAAGCGCUUCUCGAUCUCGGGGAAGCUCCCAAAUUGCAUACAAACUUAUAUCAUAAAGUCCCUCGAUAUGUACGUCUUAAUACGCUGUUGAUGAAAAAAGCAGAAGCAAUGGAAUAUUUUGAACGUGAAGGAUGGAGAUAUAUUGAAAAUACUUUUGAGACUUAUGAGGAAUUCCUUGAAUCAGUUAGAAACUUAGAUGAUGAAAGCUACCUUUCUGAUUUCCAUAUUAAAAAUCUCUUUGUAUUUCCACCAAGCAGUAAGAAGUAUUUUGCAUCCAAUGAGCUAGCUGCUGAAGGAAAGUUUUUACUGCAAGAUAAAGCUUCGUGUCUACCUUCAUUCUUAUUGAAUCCACCUCAUAAAUCAACGGUUUUGGACAUGUGCUCAGCGCCUGGAAAUAAAACGACACAUUUGGCUGCAAUGAUGAAAAAUAAAGGCAAGAUAUAUGCUGUAGAAAUGAACACUCGUCGAUAUAAUACAUUAGUAGAAAUGACACAAGCUACAAAUGCCACUAUUAUACAAACAAUUAACCGUGAUGUCUUAGAAAUUAAAGAUGAAGACGUUCCAAAUGUUGAGUAUAUUUUAUUAGAUCCAUCAUGUUCAGGAAGUGGAAUUGCAAAUAGAUCAAUGAGCGAUACUCAUAAAGAUUUGAGUCGUUUAUACAAGCUUUCAGGAUUACAAUUUAAACUUUUAUCGCAUGCCAUGAUAUCAUUUCCAAAUGUCACUAGAAUUGUCUAUUCUACAUGCUCCAUAUAUCCUGAAGAGAAUGAGGAAGUUGUUAUGAGUUGCUUAUCUAAAAUCGGUAACUUUCGACUGGUUAAUGCUGGAGAGAUUUUAAAUAAUAAAUGGAAAAAUUAUGGAAAUGAAAAGAGUUAUCCAGGAAUUGGACAGAAUGUGCUAUACGCGAGCAAUGAUGAUGACUGCAGCGAUUUGACUAAUGGAUUUUUCGUUGCAGUUUUAGAAAAGUUUGAUGGUUUAAAUGAAUUUUACUUACAAAAGCAGCAAAACAUUUCAGCAUUUAGUGAAAAGUUUGGAAAAAGAAAGACGGAAGUGACUGGAGAAGAAAAUCCAGAUGAAAAUAAUGAAAAGCCUGUAAAAAAGAAGAAAAAGUGGAUUAAUAAAUGCUAUCAAUAAAUUUCUUUAACGAUCUUUUAACAAUUCAAAUUUUG